Messenger RNA from Linum trigynum, 417 nucleotides. The record is from the annotation of a GenBank genome assembly. NCBI's taxonomy places the organism in Eukaryota, Viridiplantae, Streptophyta, Magnoliopsida, Malpighiales, Linaceae.
AUGAUCAGCUCAACCAGUCCCAAUUGGGCGAAAAAGAAACCAGUUGAGGCACUCGUUCUCCCUGGUCUCUUUGUUCUGCAGGAAACUAAGUCCCUCCUGGUAGAGGAAUGGAAUGGCCUCCAGGAACGUGUGCUCAAUGUGGGCCACCAUUGCCUUAGGAGCUCUCCUCCUAUUGCUUUAGCGUUGUUGCUCAACCUCCUCAGUCUCGGACUAAGAUUCCUUAUAAGGUCGUUCCUCCUGAAAAACAUGAGGCUCUUCCAACCUCCCAGUUGGUCUAGCAACCUCCUCCCAUACCUCUCUACGUCAUUUCCUCCUAAAGUAUUCAAGUAUACUAGAGGAAGUAGAUGCCUUCUCGGGAUAACAUCGCCACCUAGACUUUACUUUCCAUUGCAUUGUUUACUUCUUUGUUUGCACUAG